AUGUUAGUGCCACCCGCUAAUUUCGGUAUUGCUGAAGAAGGAAUAUAUAGGUGUUCGAGAAUUGAAACCAUUAACCUAUCUUUUCUGGAGGUAUUAGCUUUGCGCUCAAUUCUAUUCGUUGGUGGUCAAGAGCCCAGUAAGUUCUUCAGAGAGUUCUUUGAACGCUGCAACAUACAGGUUUAUGUUAUUAAACGGGUGCACAUCACGUCCACUCUAGCUCCUUCCGGUACAACGGUAACUAAGGAACAAACAGCUGAAGAAUCGGAUUUCAGUAGUGGCUAUCAAUCUGCGAGUCAGUAUAGGCUAUCUGAUUCCGAUGACUUGAUGAUAAUAAAAAGUCAUAGUCUACAGAAGAUAUUCAAGUUGAUUUUAGACAUUUUGAACCACAAUACUCUAUUGGUUGAUAAAACAUCUGUUGUGAUUGGAAUUUUGCGUAAGAUACAAAAGUGGAAUAUUUCGUCGAUCAUCGAUGAAUACCGUUUAUAUACCGGGAAGAAUAGCAGUUACUUCGCUGAAACAUUCCUAGAAGUUGUUAACAUCAAUGUUAUACAAGAUAUUGAAAAAAAUGCAACAGAACACCUAUCUAGGCUAGAUCUAAAUGAUGAAACAUCUGCGUUGGACACUGACGGAAGAUCCUCUUCAGGAGAAAACGUUAAUGAAAACGAUCUACUCGAUAAUCCUGAUCUUCCCCAGCACAUAUUACGCCUGAUAGAUCAGGUAGAGCAGCAGACUAGCAAAGGAGAGAAUGGAGCCACCUCUGCAGAAAUGAAAAGAAUUCCCUCUGACAAAGGUAUUUUUGGCAAUAGAUACAGAUUGGCCUUCAACAAACGUGAGAUAGGCGAAUAUGAAUACUAUAAAGGCGAAGGUGCUAAUCUUGUCCAUAUAACUAUUCCUCGCGAAUCCCUUCUACCUCAGUGGUUUAAAUUCCAGCGAGACUUAUGGGAACAACAAAAUACCAAGGAAAUGUACAAUUUCUACACUGAGAAAGUCUUUAUUUAG
Eremothecium sinecaudum is the source of this 999-nucleotide messenger RNA. RefSeq names its product Oca4p (gene OCA4). Gene Ontology annotation, molecular function: phosphatase activity. NCBI's taxonomy places the organism in Eukaryota, Fungi, Ascomycota, Saccharomycetes, Saccharomycetales, Saccharomycetaceae. The record is from RefSeq and is a predicted model, not a curated record. The transcript has 2 exons. The coding region runs from base 1 to 999 and encodes 332 amino acids.